Molecule: messenger RNA, 1813 nt
Organism: Talaromyces proteolyticus
Lineage: Eukaryota; Fungi; Ascomycota; Eurotiomycetes; Eurotiales; Trichocomaceae
Product: putative beta-xylosidase
Exons: 1
Coding region: 121-1734 (537 amino acids)
Biological process (GO): carbohydrate metabolic process
Molecular function (GO): hydrolase activity, hydrolyzing O-glycosyl compounds
Source: RefSeq, a predicted model, not a curated record
UAUUAUCCUCCCUAUUCGAGUGUCAUUUCGAGUCAUACCACCUUCAGAUGUGCAUGGGAUACUUCCUGGAUUCCCCUUUAACAUCAUUAUUUUGCACUUAUCAUCUGUCUCCAACUUAUUAUGCCACCAGUACGCAACCCUAUCCUUCCGGGUUUCAACCCUGACCCUUCUAUUCUCCGGGUCGGGGAUGAUUAUUAUAUUGCAACGUCAACCUUCGAAUGGUACCCUGGAGUGCAAAUCUUCCAUUCCAAGGACCUGGCAAAUUGGAAUCUACUCCUGCGACCGCUAAAUCGGAAGAGCCAGCUAGAUAUGCGAGGAGAUCCAGACAGUUGCGGCGUAUGGGCACCAUGUUUGACUCACGACGGCGACAAAUUUUGGCUAGUAUACACCGAUGUUAAACGCAAAGAUGGCUCGUUCAAAGAUGCUCACAAUUUCAUCGUGACUGCUCCACAUAUUGAAGGGCCGUGGUCAGACCCUAUUCAUAUCAAUUCUUCCGGUUUUGACCCAUCUUUGUUUCAUGAUGAUGAUGGUCGGAAAUGGUUUCUCAAUAUGUUGUGGGAUCACCGGGCCCGGCCUCGUACUUUUGCUGGAAUUGCACUUCAGGAAUUCGAUCCGAUUUCAGGGAAGCUAAUAGGGCCGCGGACGAACAUAUUCAAAGGUACUGAAUUGGACCUUGUGGAAGGUCCACAUCUGUAUAAGCGCAAUGGGUGGUACUAUCUUUUAACUGCUGAAGGAGGAACUGCAUACGAGCACGCUUGCACUCUUGCCCGGUCUCGACAAAUUUCGGGCCCGUAUGAAGUGCAUCCCCAGAAGCAUAUUCUUACAUCCAAAGAUGCUCCAUUUGCAGCUUUGCAACGCUCUGGUCAUGGUAGUAUUGUUGAAACUGUGGAUAAUAAGACGUAUCUUGUUCAUUUAACAGGGCGUCCUGUGGGUCAGGAUCGCCGUUGUGUACUCGGUCGGGAGACGGCCAUUCAGGAAGGAUACUGGAAAGACGAUUGGUUUUAUGUCAAAGACGGACCAGUUCCCUCAUUAUACACAGACAUUCCAGGUGUAUUCAACGACUCGGAUUUCUGGGCAGAGAAGCGUUAUCAAUUUGAAAAUGGUCUCCAUAAUGAUUUCCAGUGGCUAAGAACCCCCGAAUCGAAUCGGAUCUUCUUUGUCGAAAACGGAAAGCUCGUGCUUAUUGGGCGAGAGUCAGUAGGGUCCUGGUUUGAACAAUCUCUAGUGGCACGGCGACAGACCCAUUUCUCUUAUGAUGCAGAGACCGUGGCCGAUUUUUCGCCGUCCGAUGAACGACAAUUCUCGGGUCUUGUGGCAUACUACUCCCGAUACAAUUUUUUCUAUUUGACUGUUACGGCGCAGUCGGAAGGACAACGGGAGAUAUCCAUCAUGAUUUCUGAGACCUCUUGGCCUGACGGUAACCUGAAACGCCCUUGGCAAGAGCCGAUUCAGAUUCCUAACGAUGGAAAGGUUAGGCUAGCUUUGAGCAUUCGUGGUGGCACGAGCUUGCAGUUCUUCUACGCGCUCGAGGGAGAGAAAUUGCAGAAAGUUGGCUCAAUCUUGGAUGCCUCUACAUUGUCCGACGAGUGUGGAGGACACCAAGCUCAUGGAAGUUUCACUGGCGCAUUUGUCGGCAUAGCAUGUUCCGAUCUUAAUGGUACAGCAAGGCAGGCAACUUUUGACCAUUUUGUGUAUAGACCGGUACACGACCCCGCUGAUCGGUACGAUAUCUAGUUUAUAUAUCUUAUCUGUGCAUAGUGUCGUAUUGUUGUAACUCAAAAGAAGAAAUGUUUUCAGCAGAUUAUUACCAUCG